Molecule: messenger RNA, 7736 nt
Organism: Acanthoscelides obtectus
Lineage: Eukaryota; Metazoa; Arthropoda; Insecta; Coleoptera; Chrysomelidae
Source: the annotation of a GenBank genome assembly
GCGUCAUCUGGCAACACCGCGCGACGCAUAUUCGAUUGCGACGCGGCGCGCCAUUCAACGUCGUCGGCGUCGGGGUGCCGUCAGUCCCCCUACGUCGCGAUUAUGGUCAUCGUCACACCCCGCUUUUUACGCGGACCAUCCCCGAACAAAGCACGUGAAAAUGUGAUAUGAAGAAGGCUUUCGCCAAACCAUCACAUAACCUAAACGUUUAGCAUUAGCACGGUUACUAUACAUACAUUUGAUAAUAUUGAUUUUCGCGUGAUGUUUUAAUGCAUGUAUGUAUGUAUAUAGGCGAUUAGGAAUUAGGGAACGUAUCAACAGGAUUUGAUAUAUCUGUUGUUUUUUAUGUGAUAACAAUAAGGUAUUCGUAGAGUAUUAAAGAAUUGAUGAGACUCGAUUUUACGCUUUGAGCUUGAUGAAGUGAUAUUUUUGUAGCCGAAUUUUUUCGCUCGUAUUCAUAACGCCUUUCGUGAAACAAUCAAAGUAGUUGCAUCGUCUUUUUUAUACAUGUAAUGCGGCAUUAGUGUUCGUCAUAGUGGUAAUGAUAAGAGUGAACUUCAUAGGACACUUCCGGAUUACACCGAAACAUGUCUAAAACCAUCAAUGCCUAUAGGAUCAAGAAGAUAGAAAGCCUGGGCAAAAUGACGGCGAUGACUCAGGAGGAGAUCGUGUCUGCCGUGAAGACGGUGGCUCAGGGUCUGGAGGCACUCCGUAGCGAGCAUGCGGGCCUGCUGCAUGGCCUGCAAGAGGCCGCGGACCCGGUGGCGGCCAACGAGAGAGCCCAGCUGGUCAACCAAAGUAGGGAGAUGAUUGAGUUGGGACUGGGCGAAGCGCAGGUGAUCAUGGCACUGGCGUCCCACCUCCAAAUGGUUGAAGCCGAAAAGCAGAAGCUGCGCACCCAAGUCCGUCGUCUAUGCCAAGAGAACGCGUGGCUUCGAGAUGAACUGGCAUCGACUCAACAACGGCUGCAGUCCAGCGAACAAGCUGUUGCCCAGCUGGAAGAGGAGAAGAAACAUCUGGAGUUCAUGAACUCUGUCAGCAAAUAUGACCAGGACAUCAGCGAGGAUGGUAGCAGUGUAGGCGGCGUUAGCGGCGAGCAUCAAAGGGCUGAGAAGCCGGAUCCUGUCGUCGAUCUGUUCCCUGAUGAUGACAGUGAUGAUAGGCAUAUGUCUCCGACUCCUCCAAACCAACUUCAGCUGUCCCAACAAGUGAACGCCGGUUAUGAAAUUCCCGCUCGACUCAGAACUUUACACAACCUGGUGAUACAAUAUGCUUCUCAAGGACGUUACGAGGUGGCCGUACCCCUGUGCAAGCAGGCCUUGGAAGAUCUCGAAAAGACCAGCGGCCAUGACCACCCUGACGUAGCAACGAUGCUCAAUAUCCUCGCAUUGGUUUACAGAGAUCAAAACAAAUACAAAGAAGCGGCCAAUCUUUUGAACGAUGCAUUGGCGAUAAGGGAGAAGACUCUGGGUGAGAAUCACCCUGCGGUGGCUGCGACUUUGAACAAUUUGGCUGUGUUGUACGGAAAACGUGGCAAAUACAAGGAGGCAGAACCUCUGUGCAAGCGGGCUUUGGACAUUAGGGAAAAAGUAUUGGGCAGAGAACAUCCAGAUGUCGCUAAACAGCUGAACAACCUUGCGUUACUCUGCCAGAAUCAGGGUAAAUAUGAAGAGGUGGAAAAAUACUAUCAAAGAGCAUUGGAGAUCUACGAGAAAAGGCUGGGCGCUGACGAUCCGAACGUAAGCAAAACCAUGAACAACCUGGCUUCUUGCUAUUUGAAACAGGGCAAAUACAAGGAAGCCGAAGUUCUCUACAAACAGAUCCUCAACAGGGCACACGAAAGAGAAUUCGGAACAAUCGAUGGUGAUAACAAACCGAUCUGGCAAGUGGCUGAAGAGCGGGAAGAGAACAAGGCGAAAAACAGAGAGAACGCGCCGUAUGGUGAAUACGGCGGCUGGCAUAAAGCAGCUAAAGUGGACUCCCCGACAGUUACAACAACCCUAAAGAACCUCGGCGCCCUCUAUAGGCGACAGGGCAAAUACGAGGCGGCCGAAACGUUGGAGGAUUGCGCAUUGAGGAGCAGGAAAGAGGUGAGGAUUCGUGUAGUUUAUGCUUAAUUGUCGGUUUCUGUGUGUGUUUUUUGCAUAACAUGCACAAUUAGUUGUGAUGCGCCAUUGAACGUUCUUUAUUUGUUAGUUUACAGAUGAAGUAGUUUUUGCUGGAGAUCUAUUAUUGUUGAAUGAUCUAUGUUUUGAGAUAUUGAAACUUCCUAUUUUUUUGCACAUUAUAUCACUUCUGUUUAGUUUGUCCUUAUCGUUAUGUCUCUUUCAGCACCGUACUAUUAAUUUGAAUUAAACUCUCUACUCCAUAUUUAUCAUUGAAAAUUCUAUAUUGUGUGUUGAUAAUGUCUUAGGCAUGUUUGUGUGUUAUUUUUUUUCUAAUUUUGGAUGUAAGGUAGGCAAGGUAUCUGUCAGCUUUUAUCAUUGAGUUUCUCUGCCUAUAAAAAAUAUGUUGGUGCGACGUCACAUGACAGAAUUUACAUACAAAAACACAAUUUCUCAAUACCUUUAUUUAAUUUGCACUUAUUAAUUCCAUAUAACUUGACACUUUAGUUGUUGGAACAGGUGACGUCAUACUAAUCCAACAACAAACAAUUCUUGUUUGUGCACAUGCCAGUAGUGCCUGCAUUUGCAAUUGUAGUGGUGGUGGUAAUUGACUGAUUUGCUAGAAUUUGUACUCUCUAGAACUUACUUUUCUUCACUAUUAGCAUGUUCAACAAGCCUUAGAUAUCGUGAAAAAUUCGAAAGUAACAAAUUUGCUGAGCGAUGAUAGACGCAAAUCUGGCAGUUUCAAAGACAAAACAUCACGCAGGGGCUCUAGGGAAUCACUGGAAAUGUGCUAUGAUGGCGAAGAGACGUCAACCGCCCGGACACCGGAUACAGAAAAAGCCGGUUUGAAAACGAAACUGUUUAACGCCCUAGGCAUCAACUCGCCUGUCAAACCGAGUUCUUAGUUCUAUACUUAGGUCGUAAGCUUUUUACUUAACAACAUGUAGAAUGUCUGCACACACAGGCUUUCGCAUUUAGGUCCGUUUUUAUUUUGUGUCCGUUAUGUUGGUAACAGAGCGGCCUUGUGGAUUUGAUUAACAUUCCAUCAUUGAAGAUCACGAUUUUGUUUUUCUGCGGUGUCGAUUAUCUAGGCCACAAAAAGGGAAUAGGAUUGUGCGCUACAGUAACAGCCAUUAUAUAGAAACAUAAUCCGCAUAGAUUCAAUUAGAAAUAUACUAUCAGCCAAUGACACGACGUUUUGGCCAACACGGUGGCCUUUUUCAAGUACAAAUAACAAUUCUGAUGAUAAUAUUAUUAUUAAAUUAAUUACGAAAGUUUUAUUUCGAACUUCCAUUGUCUAUACAGGGUGUCCGCAAAGUUGGGGUUUUCCUUUUCAGAAACAACUACCCUUGAAAUAACAAAGGUAAUGUGUAGUGAAACGAGGGCGACCAAGUAAAAAAAAAAAUAAAGGAAAAAGUAUUCUCUCUCCAGUUGACGAGAAGGGCUAAGUACGUCUCUGCCCUAAAUCAUACCGCUCCAACAGAAAAUGAAAUCAGCUACCGAGCAGACGCCGGCGGUGGUGCAGACCACGGACAGAGGUAACAAAUAUGACCAUCGUGCAGAAACCACAUUGAUUGUCUUACACUUAAUAGCACAUCUUCUAACAAGGAAGGCAAAAUGUUGCGUAAAAAGUCUAGGUAUUGCAUCCCGUCCAAUCGAUUUGGGAGAAUAAAUGAUCCAAUGAGCAUACCGUUCACCAUGCCAGCCCAAACAUUCACCGAAACUGUUUGUUGAAAAUGUGCCCGACGGACAGCGUGCGGAUUUUCUGCUGACCAAACAUGAGUGUUGCGAAAGUUAUUCACCCCAUUACGCGUGAACGUAGAUUCGUCCGUCACCAAUAUGCACUUCAAAAAGUCCGGAUUAUUGUCAUGUUGAUGCAACAACCACUCACCAAACCCCACUCUUGCUGGAAAAUCGUCAGGUUGAAGGGCUUGUACACGUUGGACGUGAAACGGAUACAGCUCCUCUUCACGCAGCGUUUGCCACACUUUAGUUUUUGAUACUUGCACUUCUCUAGCCACGUCUCUAGUGUUUGUUGUUUUUUGAAACGCAAUCGAUUAUACGGGUUCGUUUACCUCUACACGCGUGACCGUAACCGUCGGUUGAAGGUUGCAUACUGACCUGACACACUGACCCUGACCCAGUUCUGUCGUCGGGUUGAGCUAGUGUCCUAGUGCCAGUCGGGGAUGUCGCGAGUCGCGGCUACAGGACGGUAUUCAGAUAUUUUUGAUGUUGCAGAGCCCUUUAUCUCGGUUCCCUUAAGACAUUGGUGUAUAUGGUACUAAGAAAAAUUGCUUAUGUUUUCAAGAUCUACACGUCGUGUACAGGAAAACCCCAACUUAGCGGACACCCUGUAUAUACAAUUUUUGAGAUCUCGAGUUCGAAAUAAAACUUUUGAAACAUCUAAAUUUUCUAGAAAUUUUAAUCAACAAUACAAUUACUUUUACUAACACGACAUGUCAGUCCACCGUGACCUUUUUCAAGAACAAAUGACAAUUAUAUUGUCAUUAGGAUUAUCAUUUGUACUUGAAAAAGGCUACCCUGGUUGAAGAAACGUUUUCUUUAUUAUUGAAAUUUGAAAUAUUUAGUUUAAUUAGUUUGUUAUCAUCUUGUUUUUGCAACAAGGUAAUCACAGAAUGAAACAAUCACUCCUUCAGGUCAGUUUAAUGCAAAAAAGCAAUUUUAGAAAAAAUGUUACAUGACACCUUUAUCAACUUGUGUCUUCAAUUAUAUUGUCAUCUGGAUUGUCAUUUGUACUUAAAAAGGUCAUCCUGGUUGUCGUUCAAACCUAUGUGGUUUCAUUUAGCGGCCUCACAAUUAUUAGUUUGUAGUGCAUUAUUCAAUUAAAAGUAGAACUCGAAUCGCCAAAAAAAGGUUAUUUAUCAGUUUACAUUUACACCAAAUGUAACAUAUCUUCUUUAGCUAACUGGAGUACACUUUCCCUGGUAUCCUUUUGUGACUUGGGUUACAAUCGAUAUCGUAAUCCUUUUUCCUCCAAAAGAAGUCUCGAACAGCCUCAAAUUGUUAAUUGUAUCCUGCGCGUUCGAUAUUUCUGGAUGAAUUUUAAUAAGUAUGACUUCACAUUAACUAUACUUUUAUUUUUGGAAACUGAAUUUUUCGAAGCUAGCUUCUCAUUGCCGUUUAUCAUGCACGCAGGAUAUAGUGUCACAGGCAUAAGUAUAUUUAGCUGGUUGUAAUAUCUUGAUGAAAGGUUAAACGCAAUCUGAAGAAAUUCAAUAUAAAGCUUGCAUUGAUUUUCUAUUCUUAACAUAGAUUAACUCAGGGUUCACCCUCUUCGAAAAUUCUUGUUACAUAGAUCUGGAUAUUAGUAAAACAGUCAAAUUAUAUGUCAAACGUUUCGUCAUGUAAAUUGUUCUCACCUUGCAAAAGGUACGGUGGUGUAUGGUCUUUGUUUUAAUCUGACAAGCACAACAAACGAAUGUAGCCAGUUAUUCAACGUUAAGGGUCUUUAACCUGGUUGCAUAUGAACCGAUAUAAUUGAAGCGCAUUUUUUCCAACAUACUUUCUUUACUGAAAACGCAUCAUUAAAGGUAUGCACCGCAUAAGUCACUAGAUUAUUUUCCCUUCAAAUAAUAUCACGUAAUACAGGUUCAGUGCUAUAUUGCUGCAGUGUUGAUCAAUAUCUUUUAAGUUAUACAGAGAAAUCCAUAUACUACUGACAUCGUAAUGUGUACGAGGAAGAAGCGCGAGAAGCGUACAAUACGUGUGUUAGAAAGAAAUAGAAGCACCAUUUUGCCUAGCAAACUGUCGUACACAUUACCUCGUCAGAGAUAUUUGGAUUUCUCUGUAUACCACUAACUCCAUUUACUGUCAAAAUUUCAAUUUUCUAAGAACUCAAAAACUAUGUUAAGUCCAAAAUAGUACUUUAAAACUGAGUUAUUUGUUGAACAUUGAAAUUAUAUGACUUACAAAGUUUUUGCAGUGGCCGAUUCAGUUGUAACAUCAUUUUAUCUAUUUACGUUUUUGCGAUACAUGAGUCAUUUUAUUAGAAAUUUUCUACGGAUUGCAAUAUGGGACUGAUAUAGUCGCUGGGAGUAUUCUCAUACCAAUUUAGCAAUUAAACAUUUUUUUCAAUGGUUAAAGAUUGUUUGGGAUCUUGCGUUCAAUUUGGCACUUUACAGUACAAGAAACUUAAUAUAUAUUCAAAUCUUUUGACACCGAUUUUUCAUCCAAGAUAUCAGUUCGUCUUUUUAUUUGUUGUGCGCUAGCAGAGGCAAUAUCAGUAUAUCACUCGUAUUCAUGUUAGCGAAUGUAAUUUUCAAAAGAUUUCCGUUCAUUUUUUCAGCUAAAAUUUAGACAACAAUUGGAAUGUGUAUGAUAAGUAAUAUUUGUGAAAACAGUAAAUUUGAAAAGCAUUUAUGAAGAGGGUAUUUCUCGGCAGAUGACAUUAUCUAUGACAAUUUUUUUUUGCUAGAUUUUAUUUAAUCUAGUUUUAGAAUUAACUGACAUAAUAUUUUUUAUGCUGAGGUUACUACAAGUUACAAACUAACUUUACCAGCACACUAUAGGUUACUUAUUAGAUUUGUAUAGUGAUAUUAUUUAUAUUUGCCAACGUAUCGAUUUUAAACAUGCAUGCAAGGCAUCUUCAUUUUUAUCUAAGGAAAGGGUAAAAAUAUCAUGCCUGGUGAUACUGUAAAAGCUUGUGUAACUCAGAAAUCCGCGAUUUAGAUAGGAGCGUAUUUAUUAUCGGAUUUCAACUCAUACUCAUUAAAAGUUACUGUCAUCUCAUGCCACGACUUCUACAGGCUAACUACGACUACUAUGAUUAUAGAGGAGGGGAUGUAGUGAAAUUUAUGAAAUUUGAGAUAUUCCAAACAUAGUGCAUUUGUCGUAAAUAGUAGCUACCAAAUUUAAUAUAACCUAAUAGCUCACUAGUUUUCACUAAUGCUUCAGCUGUAUUAGGUGUUUGCACUGGGGUAGAAAGUCUAGAGUUAGAUAAAAUGAUGAUGCCUAAGACUUAAAUAGAUCAUUGAGGUAUGUAUUGAAGCUGUAUCUUUUUGUGAUAAUCUACAGAGGGAACACCUAUUUUGUGUCAAUACGUAAUUUUGUUAUUUAUUGAUACUAUGAAAAAUUUAUUUAUGCAAUGUGAGAGAAAGUAUGUGUUCCCUUUGAAUGAAGAAGUAUUCAGUGUUUUUUUUUUGUUUUUUGUUUGAUCGUAUUACUGCCCUUAAGGGAGAACUUCCAUUUGAAUACUCCUGUAAGAUGUAUUACUAAGAAAUUGAACUAGCUUUACCUGUUAAAAAAGAUUUAGAGUGUGUCCUCCCUAAGCAUACAUUUUUUGUAUAAGUCAAUUACAAUAAUUUUAUGUACAAUUUUUCUAAAAAAAAAUCUAUUUAGUGAACUAGACAGCAAGAUUUGAGUGUGACCAAUCCCUUUUUUGUCUUUUUUGUCACCACAUACAUCAUAUAAUUAAUUGUGUUAUAGUCUUCCAUGAAAUUAAAAAUUCAAGGCCGUGUUGAAAAUAAUUACAGAUCUUCCAGUAAACAUUGCUAACAGCUGAAUCUUGAUGUCAAGUUUACGUUGGUUUUGGUUCUAUCAAAAGAUUAUAUAUCUGCGCAUUGUAUUAACUACAGUGUUAUUUGCAAUAAAUAUGAAUUAUUACAAAGA